CCCGUACCAGAGAUAGACAUGGUCAGCGACGGCUUCAUUACCUCGUCGGAAUCAUUGCUGGAACAUCAAACAAGUUUUAUCUACGGCUUCGAUAACCCUGAGUCGACGGCAUCAUCUGGAGCAUUGGUAGAUGCUGAUGACGUGUGCUCUUCCACCACUUCUGGACUGUGUAUCAAGCUCCGGUUCACAGGCGCCGAUCAGUUGGCUCCAAUAUUUCUUCGUAAACUGCAGAGCAUUCACGCUGCACUAUCUUCGUCAAUUGGUCUUCCUCCCGGAUCAAGUGUUGCUGGUUCAACUUCUACUUAUCCGGCUCCGUGGGUGCUGGUUGGUGCUCAGAGUCUCGGUGGGGAUACUUCGUGGUCCUUCUUCGUGGGCGGGUCGUCAUCAAGCGGCAAUGCCCAGAGCUUCCGUCUCACGUUCGAAGCUGUAAACUCGAUGCAAGAUAUGACCACUACCACACCCUUCACCAUAGACCUGGAGUUUGUUCCUGACGACCCAACUGUCAUCCCCAUUGUGCGACGUCGGCAGUUUGGCGACCUCGCGGUGGUAGACACCACUGGCCAGCCUGAACCAGCAUUUAUCACCUCUGAGAUUCCUGAUCUGAUCGACGAUGGAGACGAAGUCACUGGUAUCACCAUAACAUUGGAUUUGGAGCAGCCUCGACUUGGUGGACUGUAUUCAGGUUCACAACUGGAUGAUGUAGCCCCAACUUGCAGCGAGUGCACGACGUUAUUGGAGGAUUGCAGCAGCUCGCCCGAGUGCCGAGCGUUCUCAGCGUGUAUGGGUGUUCUGCUUGAGGCAGACUUGACACUGAUAGCUACGAUGCUGGAGAAGGACGAUAUCGACAGCAGCGUUGAUGCAACUUGGCUGCUGCAGGACUGCUUGAGUCCAUCGGACGGCACGGAAUGGUCGAGUACAGUGCGUGAGCUGCUCGAGUCCAGCUACGCUUGUCUGUGGGCGAAGAGCUGUCCACUGGCAUACAGCACCACAAUAGGGAGGCAGAUCGUGCUGGACUACAGUCCUGGAGAGCAGAUCUUGACCUUCGACCUGGCGAGCGGAUUCGCCAGCGUCAGCUUCGAGCUCGGCAACUGGGCGUACAGUUUUGUCGAGGACUUCACGGCGAACGCGACGGAAGUGACAGCCCAACUGGACACGAUGCUGAUGGAGAUGUACCGCACUGCGCUGUCGAAUGUGGCGACGGUGAAGUCGGCCCUCGUCACGACGGAAGACUCGAACACGGGAGUGGUGACGGCGCAGUUGACCAUUCUCUACGAGUUCCUGGGCGCACUGCCACAGCCUUAUGUCGCAGAGAAUGGAGGUUCGUUGGCGUGCAAUACCACCGAGGAGGCUCUGCAUCUGCGCGUACUAGCCAUAACGUAA
Molecule: messenger RNA, 1380 nt
Organism: Phytophthora sojae
Lineage: Eukaryota; Oomycota; Peronosporomycetes; Peronosporales; Peronosporaceae
Exons: 1
Coding region: 19-1380 (453 amino acids)
Source: RefSeq, a predicted model, not a curated record